AUGGUAUUGAUGUUGAGUGUAAGCCAUCGACAAUACUGUGCCCUCGGGCACAACUUCACUGGGCACACAUCCUCGGGCUCUGGUUCGUCCCAAUCGCAACCCCUUCCCCAGCCGAAUAUCCUGACUCUAUUCUCCAAGGAGCCCAGCUCCCACCCGCUCAAUGGCUCUCGCGAUCCAACAAUUGGGCCACCCAUGGCAUGGCGCAGGACCACCUUGGACACCAAGCUUGGCAGCUCAUCCGCGCGCUCUCCCUCCGACACCUCUGGAAUGACCACUGCCCAAUUUGAGGCCCUGGCGAGUUACCGCACACGCCGCCGGCACCACCUCUCCGGUGAACUCUACCAAACCCUGAUCCUCCAGUGCCGCCGCUUUUUAGCAGCACCGUUCUCUCCACCGCGCGGCCCGACCCCAUUGCACAUGGAGGGGAUGGUCUUCUUUGAUGGCGCGGCCCGUUUGGACCGGGCGUGCGGUGGAUCAGGGGCCUUGGUUCUGGCCCGAGAAUUCCCUCUGCUAUGCGACUACGAUGCACACUAUCUCCCGAUGGCUACGACCAACAACCAAGCUGAGUACGAUGGCCUGGUCCGUGGUCUAACGUUAGCGCGGACCCAAGGUUACAUUCAUCUUACCAUCUAUGGCGACAGCCAACUGUUGGUUCGACAGAUGAUCGGGGUGUACCGCGUACAUCAUCCUGGGCUUCGGUCUACGUAUCUCCAGGCCCGCUUACUCGCGGCUCAGCUGAAGUGCUCCCGGCGACAUAGGCCACGGGAAGGAAAUCAGGCGGCAGACUUUUUGUCCAAGCUAGCGCCCAUGAUCGAGCCUCCUAUACCUCCCUGUCCGGACCCCAGUGCAACCCCAUCCCCCCCAGCCAAAAGGCCCCACUAUUCGAUUAACGUUACUUGGAUCUCGAUCCCGGGUGAAACCCUCUCCCGAUCUACCCACCACGCGUAG
Molecule: messenger RNA, 948 nt
Organism: Aphanomyces astaci
Lineage: Eukaryota; Oomycota; Saprolegniomycetes; Saprolegniales; Verrucalvaceae
Exons: 2
Coding region: 1-948 (315 amino acids)
Molecular function (GO): nucleic acid binding; RNA-DNA hybrid ribonuclease activity
Source: RefSeq, a predicted model, not a curated record